CUUCUUCUUUUCCUGCUAGCUUCUUCUGAAUAAAAAAGGAGAAAUGAAUGCUUUUGAUGGAACCUACAGAGGUGUGAGGACGUGUUGGGCUGCACCGUCUAGUCCUAGCCCUAGAUCGCUACUAGCAAUGCUGAAUCAAGGCGACAACAAUGAUGUUGUGGAUCAGAUCAACGAGAUCUUCCCUCAAGCUAACCAUCAGCCUGAACAAAGAUCCAGUCUCCGCGAGAGAGUAGCCGCACGAGUUGAAUUCAAUCUUCCACCGCUCGAGACACAAAACAACCGUCCAUUUGCUGCUUUCUUCAGGAACCCGUCGACCACCGUUCCUUCUCCUCUCGUCCUAAUCUCUCCAGGAUUCAGCCCAUCUGCUAUGUUGCAAUUUCCAAACACGUUCAUUGAUCCUUCACACAUGAUCCUUCCGUCUCCAGUCGCCAAUGGCGGGCCUCCAGAGGCGGUUGAAAGUUCUGGUGCCGACCAUGCAACGAUGAUGAUAUCCAACAACGAUCCGAUGCACGUUGCUCUGCCUCCUCAACAAGGUAAUAGAGUUGCUUCUGUCUCAAACUCCGUUUAUAUCCCAUCUCAUGUUGAUUCCAUUGAUGCUCCUAUAGUCGCUGCUUUUGAAUCUGGUCCAGCCCUUAACGAAACCGAUCUCAUCAACAUGGAAAUCGAUAGGAAGAACGAGGACGAAGAGGAAUACAAGGAAGAUGAAGACGAAGAACACAACAUUGUUGAUGAGCUAGAUGCUGAGCCUUCAUCUCCAAAGAGAAGGAAGUUUGGGGAAUCAACCAUGAUUGGAGCGACAAGAUCAUGUAAGAGCCAAAGAGUUAUCCUUCAAAUGGAAACUGAAGAAAACAAUCCUGACGAUGGUUUUCGCUGGAGGAAAUACGGUCAGAAAGUUGUCAAAGGGAACCCAAAUCCAAGAAGCUACUACAAAUGCACAUACACAGCGUGUGAUGUGAAGAAGCAUGUGGAGAGAGGAGCAGAAGAUGUCAAGUUUCUAUUGGUUACAUACGAUGGGAUACACGAGCACGAUCCACCAGCUGCACGUGGUAGCAGUUCUUCCGGUCUAAAGGGCCAGUACAGUUCAUCAGUGUCUCAAGACCAUAACAAUCACCGAACCGUGCCGCCUUCUUCCUCUUCGGCCUCUGAAGCCCUUAGGUUUUUCCCUUCUUCGUUGGACCCACCAGUGGAUAUGACACAGUUCUAUAUGACUGGACUCGCUAAGCUGCCGAGUUUACCGGUUUACCAGAACCAUGGUUUGAUGAACUGGAAUGAUGAACCAGAGAUUGAUCGUGUGAUACCGGACGGUACAGAGGUAUUCAAAGGGAUCAGGGAUCGCCUUAAUCUCAACUUUGGUCUCAACCUUUAG
Brassica napus (rape) is the source of this 1366-nucleotide messenger RNA. Its product is annotated as probable WRKY transcription factor 10. Lineage: Eukaryota; Viridiplantae; Streptophyta; Magnoliopsida; Brassicales; Brassicaceae. Gene Ontology annotation, molecular function: sequence-specific DNA binding; DNA-binding transcription factor activity. Gene Ontology annotation, biological process: regulation of DNA-templated transcription. The transcript has 6 exons. The coding region runs from base 44 to 1366 and encodes 440 amino acids. The record is from RefSeq and is a predicted model, not a curated record.